AGAGAAAGCAGGAGUUGACUAUUUUAGGUGUUGAUGGGUGGCAACUCUCUUUUUAUUGCCUUUCGACUGUCUACACAUAUUGCUCCCACUAUUUUCUCUCUCUAGAAAUCUCCUUCUUGACGCGAGAGAGAUAGAGAGAGAGAGAGAGAGGAUGUAUCUAUCUACGGGGUACAUGUAUCAUGUAUGUAAUUGUUGUAUCUAUAUAUUAAUAUUGUUCAAGUCAAACGAACAUUUAGCCGGCUGAGCCCUCGCCACCAAAUUCUCUCUACUUUUUAAAGAAAAAAAAAGUUGCAAUUUUUUUUCACAACUAACUGGAGCAGAACUAAUCUGUGAAAAAGGAAGGAAUUUGCAGUGAAUUUAUAAAACCCAAGAGUCGAGUAUUUGAAUACCUGCCUAUGAAUGUUUGCUUCACAAUUACUGAGAAUUCUCCAAACCAUCCCGAGUGAUGCGAAGCGUGAAAGCUGUGUCUAUGACUCAGCUGAACAAGACACAACAAUGAAGGAAAACCCGACGCUUUACCAAUCUCAAACUUUACAGAGAGAGGAUGUUCCUCCUCUGGUCUCGUUCGAGAGUAAUAAAGAAAUAUAUGUAAGAGAAACAAAUCCUCCAUUAUUCGAUGCAAAAGGACGUACCGACGAGCUUUGGAGAGGAAAUUCUACGGGAGAGGAAAUUACAAUUAGGCCCUUGUGCCGUGUAAGCAGUUUGGACGAGGAUGAAGAAGAUUCGUUGUGUUCGGACAAGGAUCUUGAAAAUCUUAUGACGGAUCAAAUUAGGCCCGUUUGUCGUCCGAGCAGUUUCGAGGAGGAGGAGGAUGAUGAUGUGGAUUCGGAAUCUUUCGGAACAAAUGCUAAAGAGAAAGAAGAGAAAGAGCAAGAAUAUCCUUUGACAGUCGAGGAGUUUACGGACAUACUUUCGAGUGAGAGUUCUCCGUUUAUCUCUCCUGUCGAUUUGUUCGAGACGGACACGAAGCCGUACGACGACGAUGAGAAUGAAUCGGAAUACGAAAAGCCAGAGAUUAUAGUUUGCUACAAAGAGAUCAAUUAUCAUGUUGUGGAGGAUUUACGCAUGAAUAUGUCUGUGAAUGAUGAUGAUAAUAAUACAGAAGAAGCUUCCGAUAUGGAAGUUUUUGUGUCUGACGAGUUCGCCACGUCAUCAUCGGACAAUACGAAUAGGGUGGAGGUUAUUAUCUUUCCUGUCGAAGAGGAUGGGAGCGAAGAAGAAAGCCGAGACAAAUUACUUGGUCAGGAAAGUCCAGCUUUCCCGCCGUCAGAAAACCCGACUUUGAUCGAUGCUUCGGAAAAGAGAUCUUUCGUGGAUAAAACUCUCCCGAUUCAAGAAUUCGGCACGCGGAGUUUUCUCAGAUCUUUUAUAAAUUCUUUUGAUGGUGACGAUAGUACUAAUAAUAAUAGUUUUAAAGUCGAACAUCUGCAAGAUCAGGAGAUUUCUUCGUCAGAAGCAGGGCCGAAGGGAGAUCAUGUGCAAGCAAGUAGCUUAUCUUUCAAGAGUAAAGUCGAAAAUGGCAGCAUUACUUUCAAUUUCAAAUCGCCAGCACCAGCGCCAGCGCCAGCUGGCGUUACGAAACCGGUAACUGAAAACAUCGAGGAACAGUCUAUUAUUGGCUCAGGCAAUCCCUCAAAUGCUACUACUACUAGCAUAGGAGAAAUCGAAGAAGAAAAACCCCUCAAAACAGCCGACGAUGUUUUUGUUUUUUCCGACGAUUAUUCUUCCACUACCAAGAAAGUUGAUAAAUUGGAAAUGGAAAUUGUAACCCCAAAAACAAUUCCGAGCGUUGCUAAAGAAUCUAGUAGUGAUGAUGGUGUUUCUUCUAGUGGCAAGAGCGUAAAUUCGGUGAAUAGUGAGGUCACUCUUGGGGGAUCGAAUUUUCUGAAGCGGGACGAAGGAGAGACGAGCUUCUCUGCUGGUGGUCUUAUCACUUUCUCGGGUCCAGCAGCAUAUUCCGGAAGCAUCUCCCAUCGAUCCGACGGCAGUGCAACUAGUGGCAGAUCUUUCGCUUUUCCAGUAUUGCAAGAGGAAUGGAAUAGCAGUCCAGAGAGAAUACCGAAAGAAGGUGUCGGGAGAGAUUUUCGGAAACACAAGGGAUGGAGAUCAGGCCUUCUUUGCUGUAGAUUUUGAAGGGUUCUUUUUUUCGGACAAUUGGUACUAGGUUGUUAUAUUAGUGCAGAUAUACGAUGAUAAAUUUUUAAAUCGUAAGGAUUUGUGGGGUUGCUGCUAUUUAUUCAUACAUGUUGAUAUAUAUUUUUUUCCUAGGCUUGGUUUGCAUUAUUAUCGCUUCUCCGAGUCCGCUUGCCGGGGGAUUUUUGUUUAAAAUUCUUGGAACAAAAUUUAUCGAUUUAUUCAAUUUUCGUGCCCGUUUUGAGGUGUUUUAUUA
Molecule: messenger RNA, 2389 nt
Organism: Erythranthe guttata (spotted monkey flower)
Lineage: Eukaryota; Viridiplantae; Streptophyta; Magnoliopsida; Lamiales; Phrymaceae
Biological process (GO): regulation of asymmetric cell division; carbon fixation
Molecular function (GO): ribulose-bisphosphate carboxylase activity; magnesium ion binding
Source: RefSeq, a predicted model, not a curated record